GGAAGUAAAUAUUUUUUGUAAAUCUAAAUAACAAAGUAAGUAACCUUUGAACUCACUCUAUUGUUUUCCUAUAAAUACUCAGCACCACUCUUCAACCGAAUCUCACUCACCUUCGAUCGCUAAUAAACUCUUUCUUCUUUCUCUAUAACCGUUUUCAAUAUUACUUUUUCUCUCUCUCUUUCUUUUUUCACACACAAACCGUAACCAUGCUUGUCUACCAGGAUCUUCUCACAGGUGAUGAGCUUCUCUCUGACUCAUUCCCCUACAAGGAACUUGAGAAUGGAUUGUUGUGGGAAGUUGAAGGAAAGUGGGUUGUUCAAGGAGCAGUUGAUGUAGACAUUGGUGCUAACCCUUCCGCAGAAGGCGGAGGCGAAGAUGAAGGUGUUGAUGAUCAAGCUGUCAAAGUUGUCGACAUUGUCGACACUUUCAGACUUCAGGAACAACCAGCUUUUGAUAAGAAGCAAUUUGUGACUUUCAUGAAGAGAUAUAUUAAGUUGCUAACACCUAAAUUAGAGGGUGAGAAACAAGAGUUGUUUAAGAAGCACAUUGAAGGAGCAACUAAGUAUCUUCUCCCAAAACUCAAGGACCUUCAAUUCUUUGUUGGUGAGAGCAUGCAUGAUGAUGGAAGUCUCGUGUUUGCUUAUUACAAGGAUGGUGCCACUGAUCCAACUUUUAUCUACUUUGCUUAUGGCUUGAAGGAAAUCAAGUGCUAAUUAAGCACACUGGGAUUUAUGUUUUUUAAUUUCUAGUUUAUAAGUGAUUUUGGGUUUUUGAUUUUGAAAUACAAUUAAGUUUUUAUGAGUUUAGUUUGUUCUAAUUAGGAGAUUGUUUCAAUGUUCACUUUUUUAUAUUGUUUCUGAUAUCAUUGUGAGAGCAACAUGUUACAAUUAUUAUCGUUAUGAGAUUUAGUAGUUAGUUA
Messenger RNA from Trifolium pratense (red clover), 919 nucleotides. Its product is annotated as translationally-controlled tumor protein homolog. Lineage: Eukaryota; Viridiplantae; Streptophyta; Magnoliopsida; Fabales; Fabaceae. Gene Ontology annotation, cellular component: cytoplasm. Gene Ontology annotation, molecular function: calcium ion binding. The record is from RefSeq and is a predicted model, not a curated record. The transcript has 4 exons. The coding region runs from base 207 to 713 and encodes 168 amino acids.